UGUCUUUGGGCAGACAGUCUCACAGAGCCAUACUUUCCACUGUCCAAAAUGGGACACUGAGGUGCUUGCUGUCAUGCUGCCAGGCAGAAGAAAGUGAGAGGAAGAGAAAGGGCAGCUUCCAAGAUGUAAAGGUGAGCCCUUAGAUGGUGGGAGAGACUGAAUCGGGGAGCCACACUGAAAUCUGAAGAAGGAACCGGGGACUGAGUGCAACCCCUGUGAAAGGGUCCUUCAAUUCCCAAAGGAGUCACUACCUACAGGUUGAGAACCACUGCACUAGAGGAACUCCUAGGGCAUAGCUGAGUUCUACCAGGAGGCAGGCUGCAGUCUCCAUGCCUUCCAUCAGCAGAGAAAACACCACAGUGCUGCAGUUAAGGAGAAGCAGGGACUGAGCCUGUGUUUGACUAGCAGCCAGCCCCCAGCUCAGGCCCCACAUCAUCGGCAGGCAGCAGGAGGGGGAGUGGAAAGCAGCUGGGUGGCCCCUCCCAGGCUGCUGUCUGCUUUCUUUUGCCCCCUUGGCAAGAGGGGAAGAGGAAAAAAGAAUAAUUAAACCCAAACGUCUUGGCUUCUACUUUAUCCUCUGUGAAAUGGGAAUAACAUGUAUCCUGUAUUCCUCGUCAGAAUGUGUACAGUAGGGUGUAUCCAUCUCUCAAGACUCACAGACUUUUUGAUCAAGAGUUCCAGGCCACAUAUGCCCCUGUACUUCUCAAACACCAGGAGACGAGACAGAACUGUGGGCUGAGAAAUGGUCUUUAGUUUUUCUACAAAAGCUUGCCUUCAUCAGUCAGGAUCCAUCAGCUACUGACAAAGAGAACCCGAACAAGGUAGGAGCGCCCCCUCCUGGGUGGAGCCUUACGUCUGUGAGUCCCUCACUUCUGCCUCUAAAAGGAGCUACUAGGGUUUUGGUCAAGUCCUACUCGCCCCGCCUCCUCCCCUCCAUCCCUCAUCUCCAGCCCCGCCUUUAGCCCGCCUCUGUACUAUUCUCGCCCAACCCUCUUCUCUGCACUCUGCUCCCUGAGGCGCGCGCAGGCAGUGACAAAACGGCAGCCCAAUGGGAAGGCUCUUUGGGAAAGAGGGUGGGCCUUUGUGACGCCAGUCCUGACGGUUGACUCCGCCCCUUCCGCUCGGUGAAACUGGUGAGCUUUUAGCAGUGCGACUUCGGCCUGUAAGCUUGGGGGCGUGAGCCAGUUGCGGUUCAGAGCGCGAAACAUGGCGGAGAAGGGUGCUGGUGGUGGAUCUGAUGACAGUUACUACGAAGAUGUGGGCGAUGACUGCGUGGUCAAGGCAGCUGUGGAGGUGUUCGAGAAGCUGAAGGGUGUAAACUGCCCUUUCCUCGACGGUCUGUAUAUUACAGAACCAAAGACAAUUAUGGAACUGCUGUGUAGGCCCUCAAAGUACCGGUUGGACAUACUGGAGUGGAUAUGUAUACGGGUCUGUCCCUCCUUGCAAGACAAGUUCAGCUCACUGAAAGGAAAUGCAGUGGAUUUGAAGAUACAGGAGAUGGUGAAGCUAGGCCAUGAGCUGAUGUUGUGUGCACCAGAUGACCAGGAUCUUCUAAUGGGCCGUGAGUGUCCCCAGAAGCAGCUACAGUUCAUGGACAAGUUACUGGAUAUGAUGCGGAGCCUGGCCACUGGAUGCUUCAGUCGUUCUAGCCUGAAGGAACACCUUGAAGAUACCACAGAGAAGAAUGAGGCCUUGCUUGGGGAGCUCUUCUCUAGCCCUAACCUGUGGGCAAUUUUGAAACCUGAAAGUGACCCAUGGCCCCUGGACAUGCAGUCCUCUCUCAACAAGCAAUGUGAUGACCUGCCAAAGGCUGGCCCCUCUGCCCAGUCAGAGGGAGAGAAGGUGGCAGAUCUGGCCAGGCAGCUGGAGGAGAGUGCUACUAAGCUUCAGACACUCCGAGACCAGUGCUUUGCACAGCAUAAAGCAGGGACUGACACCAGCACCAUAGACCAGAAACUCCGUCUGGUCAUCUCUGACUUCUACCAGCUCAUCUUGGCCUUCCUGCAAGUCUAUGAUGAUGAGCUAGGUGAAUGCUGCCAGCGCCCAGUACUCAGCCUGCACCCAAGUGGCCCCAUCAUCCAAGCUGUCUAUCAGAGUCUGGUUUCCUGUGGCCAAUUGUUGAGAGCAGUCAUGGAGAUUGCAGACACCUCUGCUAAAGCUAUGGAAGCAUUAAGGAGGCAGGAAGGAGAGCCGAACAGUUGGAGCAGCAGCAACUCUGGGAUAAGCCUAGCUGCCAGGAUUGAUGAAGUAACACAGAAGUACAAGAUCCUCACUGACAGAUUUCACAGAGGCACAAGAUAAUGUGGGGGUAUAAAGCCCUCCCUGGAGCUGUCAGGAGGGGCAGUUCCAGUCCUAUUCAUAACCUGCAUGUAUUUCUACUUGCUUGUGCUUGCAGUUUGAAGGGAAGGAAGAAGAGGGAGGUAGAGAAGGUAGGCAGAGAUGGGUAGGACAGGGAAGCUAGAAAUAAAAGGAACUCAUGCCCUGA
Messenger RNA from Grammomys surdaster, 2485 nucleotides. RefSeq names its product HAUS augmin like complex subunit 7 (gene Haus7). The transcript is spliced from 15 exons. Gene Ontology annotation, cellular component: HAUS complex. The coding region runs from base 1207 to 2301 and encodes 364 amino acids. Gene Ontology annotation, molecular function: microtubule minus-end binding. The record is from RefSeq and is a predicted model, not a curated record. Gene Ontology annotation, biological process: centrosome cycle; spindle assembly. NCBI's taxonomy places the organism in Eukaryota, Metazoa, Chordata, Mammalia, Rodentia, Muridae.